UAAAGCCACGUAAAAAGCACGAAGACGUGUAUUUAGCAGUGUUUUGAUUCUAAGGAGAAGCGGUGUGCUUGUCGAGUUAUUAUACAUUAACUACGCCGGAAAGUUGAUUCAAAUUUUACUUCAAUCAAAUUCUCAGCAAUAGUUCACACUCAGGCUUAAAAUUCAGCGUUUGCAUAAAAUAAGGCAAACAUGUCUUUGGCGGAAGAACUUUUGGCUGACCUGGAGGAGGACCAGGAUAUGAAAGAGGACGAGGAAUUGAAGGAUAUGAUUUCAGCCUCAGCAGUCAAAUCUGAAGUCGAUCGAGAUUCUUUCAUGGAAGAUCUUAGCUCCACAAAUCAGCAAAAAAUAUCUCUGAAAACAGAUUCUAUCCGGCAGUUAGCAAAACUGAGGGACUCAAAGAGACUGAACAGCAUCAUGGAGCAAAUUGAACGCUUUUCUAAAAAGCCAAGGACUUUGGCCGAGAUGAGGUCGACAGGUGCAGGCGAGGCAGACCCUGAGUACCAACUCAUUGUGGAGGCUAAUAACCUUGCUGUGGAUAUUGAGAAUGAAAUAGGAACCAUUUAUCAGUUUGUGAAGGAGCGCUACUCAAGACGGUUUCCAGAGUUAGAUUCGCUGGUGGUGCAACCACUGGAAUUUAUCAAGACUGUUCGUGAGUUAGGAAACGAGCUGGAAAAUGUGAAGAACAACGAGGCUCUCCUUCAGGUUCUCACACAAGCUACAAUCAUGGUUGUAUCUGUCACCGCGUCAACCACCCAAGGCCAUUAUUUGAGUGAGCCAGAGUUGGAUGCGAUUCAAGAGGCGUGUGACAUGGCAAUCGAAGUCAACAACUUCAAGCAGAAAAUUCUGGAAUAUGUAGAAGCGAGGAUGGCCUUCAUUGCACCCAACUUGUCAGCAAUCGUUGGAGCUUCGACAGCCGCCAAAAUGAUGGGUCUGGCUGGUGGUCUGACGAGGCUGGCAAACAUGCCUUCUUGCAACAUUCAGGUCCUUGGAGCCCAGAAGAAGACCCUUUCCGGCUUCUCGAGGGUUGCUGCACUCCCACACACAGGAUUUGUUUACUACUGCGAACUUGUACAAGACACUGCACCGGACUUGCGGAUCAAAGCUGCGAGACUGGUGGCUGCAAAAUCAGCUCUAGCGGCGAGAGUCGAUGCAGGUCAAGAAAGCAAGGAUGGAACGAUCGGAAUGAAUUUCAGAGACGAAAUUGAGAAAAAGCUGGACAAGCUUCAAGAACCUGCCCCUGUCAAAUUCAUCAAACCCCUUCCAAAGCCAGUGGACCCGACAAAAAAGAGACGAGGAGGCAAGCGGGUGAGAAAAAUGAAGGAGCGAUACGCUGUUACCGAAAUGAGAAAGCAGCAGAACAGAAUGAACUUUGGCGAUAUCGAAGAUGACGCUUAUCAAAACGAUCUUGGCUACACAAGAGGCACAAUUGGUAAAUCAAGUACAGGCCGCAUCAGGAUGCCCCAAGUCGACGAGAAGACCAAAGUGCGAAUUUCUAAAACUUUGCAAAAGAACCUCCAAAAGCAGCAGCAAUGGGGUGGAAGCACCACAGUACGGAAACAGGUAUCAGGAACGGCGUCCAGUGUCGCCUUCACACCCAUGCAGGGUCUUGAAAUUGUCAAUCCACAAGCUGCAGAAAGGACUGGAGGUGAGGAGAAUGCAAAAUACUUCUCCAGCACAUCAGGAUUCCACCAAGCGCCCAAGAAACCUUAAGGUACUUCUGUAAUAAAAACUGUCUAUAAUAAACAAAACAAACUUCAUUUGGGAUUUAAAAAAA
Neocloeon triangulifer is the source of this 1774-nucleotide messenger RNA. RefSeq names its product U4/U6 small nuclear ribonucleoprotein Prp31 (gene Prp31). Gene Ontology annotation, biological process: spliceosomal tri-snRNP complex assembly; mRNA splicing, via spliceosome. The transcript has 9 exons. Gene Ontology annotation, cellular component: precatalytic spliceosome; U4 snRNP; U4/U6 x U5 tri-snRNP complex. The record is from RefSeq and is a predicted model, not a curated record. The coding region runs from base 190 to 1710 and encodes 506 amino acids. Lineage: Eukaryota; Metazoa; Arthropoda; Insecta; Ephemeroptera; Baetidae.